AUGAAGUCCGUGACCUGGGCCGACUUGCCACCUACUGGAGCACAGAUACAGAAGCUAGAGGAUGAAAACUGCGGGCUGCGAGCCAGGGUCGAUGAUCUGAAUGAUGAACUUGCUCGUCUGAAGCCUUUCUCCGAGGGAAUGCAAGCGCAGGAGGCGCCGGUGAACAAGUUGGACGUCGAUGAUGAAAACGCGGUCAAGUCGGUCAUUCCAUCAUUGGUGCCAUCGUUGCCAACAAUUCUCUCAAUACUCGACAAGAGAGUGAAGGAUGCAGGAACAGUCGACGAAGCGUGUGCAGCACAAGAGUUUCUUGACAAAGUGAAGAAGGAAUUUGAGGCUAUCAAGGCUAGAGAGCAGCAACAUUUCAAAGGUCGCGAACCCCUGCAAUUGGUCCUCAAGGAAGUCUGCCCGUAUCUUGACCUCGACACAACCCAACAUCAAUUCGACUAUGUUCCAGGUGUGGAGGCUGGGGACUUGGAAUUGGUAGACCCGUGGCUAGACGAGUUGACAAUCUUCGAAAAAGACAACGGACUGUGUGCGUACAGCACACCUGCCGGCAUUCUUUUCCUCACUGCGGUGUCAUACCCCAAUCAACUGAGCCACAAACACCUUGCCGGCUUAGUCAUGUUCGUCCUUGACUCGAAACGCUUCGAGCGCUCUUCAGUCCCCCUUCUUGAAGUAGUGCUUCACGUUAUCGGUCGACGUGCGGAGGCACGCCAGGAAAUGAUCACAGCCAAGUUGACUACCUUUACUCUACGAGCCUUCGAGUUCUUGGGCGCGUUUCUCAGAUAUGAAGAAUUGUGA
Exophiala viscosa is the source of this 801-nucleotide messenger RNA. RefSeq lists its product as uncharacterized. The transcript has a single exon. Bases 1 to 801 code for a protein of 266 amino acids. The record is from RefSeq and is a predicted model, not a curated record. NCBI's taxonomy places the organism in Eukaryota, Fungi, Ascomycota, Eurotiomycetes, Chaetothyriales, Herpotrichiellaceae.